AUGCGUCUCAGACUGAUUGUUGGCAGGCAGGUCGCGAUACUGUCGCUCCUCGUCGUGUUGGCGCUCUGGUAUCGUGAUACAUUGUCAGAGAGGUUUGAGCCGGUACAGAGGCUCUUUCCUGCCUCAGGCGAGGGCGCGCAUACUCCAGCCAACGUGUCGCCUCCUGCAGCACCUUCGCAGCAGGCCUCUCUGGAGACGCCAGAAAAGGAAGUGACACCCAUUGAGAACGGCGGUCUGGAAGGUGGGCGUGUAGAAGACGUUGAGGUCGCGACUUCCAAGACAUUGCAGAACGUGGACGACUUCGUCCGGGCCAUUUUUGAUCCUGCCGAUGCGACCUUUGAGCGGCUCGAGUGCCCUGCGCCGCCGCCCGCAGUCUUGGCACGCUAUGAAACACUGAGGUCUCCAGCCGCCACGCCUCGCAACGCGCCUCGCAACACGCCUCGCAGGAUCUUCAAAUAUUACUUCGCCCUGGAUCUGACCCAGGUCGUUGAUCUUUUGCCCCGACUCAUCGGAAGUAUCGUCGAGGCAAUUCGCUUCCUCGGACCCGAGAACUGCGUGCUCUCGAUCGUCGAGGGCAACAGUGAUGAUGGCACCACCCUGGUCUUGGAUGCGAUCCGCCCGGAGCUCGACGCCCUAGGCAUUGGCCGCUACUUCUUCGAAACCAGCAGCAUCAACCCCAAGGAGGGCGAGAACCAACGUGUUACCAGUUUGGCCAAGCUGAGAAACCUUGCGUUACAGCCCAUGCUGGACAACACCCGCUACUACUCGGAGGACACAACCGUCAUCUUUCUUAACGAUGUCGCCAUCUGCAUGGAGGACAUCCUCGAGCUAGCCUAUCAGCGAAACCACCUGAGCGCUGAUAUGACCUGUGCCAUGGACUGGACUUAUGUCGGACGACACCCUGCCUUCUACGACGUCUGGGUUUCGAGGACGAUGACGGGCGAAUCCUUCUUCAGGAUCCCCGAGGAGAGGAGUUGGGACGAGGCUUGGAAUCUCUUCUGGAACGAUCAUGAGACAAAGAGUCGGUACACCCACCUUCCAUUCCAGGUCUUCAGCUGUUGGAACGGCGCGGUCGCCUUCUCGGCGGAUCCUAUUCUGUACGGAGACGUGACCUCUGGUACAAAGGGCUGGGGCAAGAUCGCCGUCGUGCCCAGUGUCAACCUCGAGUACUCGGAUGAUCAGGGCAAGGCGCUCAAAGCCCUGAAAGGGUACACCUCGAAAUGGGUCGGGCCGGAACAAGACAAGAAGUCCAAAAUAGAGUGGCAGCAGGAUCCGCCGGAACAGGUGAAAUGUAUGGAGGUCAUGGAAAAGCCAGAGUGGCGGCCCUGGGACGAGACUCUGGUCACGUCGUGGUCGCGGAAAGCCAGGAGAUCGAACCGCACGCACUGGAGACGCUGA
Diaporthe citri is the source of this 1398-nucleotide messenger RNA. RefSeq lists its product as uncharacterized. The transcript has 3 exons. Bases 1 to 1398 code for a protein of 465 amino acids. The record is from RefSeq and is a predicted model, not a curated record. NCBI's taxonomy places the organism in Eukaryota, Fungi, Ascomycota, Sordariomycetes, Diaporthales, Diaporthaceae.